GAUGCCAGGGUAUGUCAACUAGCUUCGGUAUCAGUGUUUUGUAUUUCAAGUUGACGAACGCGUCGGAUAGGUAGAGUUUGAGAUAUUCCUUCCCACUCCCCCACCCAGCCCCACCGCCAGCUGCCGUCCAACCACCCACCCUACACGCACAUUCGGCAAAACGAUAGUUCCAAAAGAAAAAAAAGAAAUAAAAAAAAACUGGGACUGCGAAAUGCCGCGCCGUCGUCGUCCACGUUGCAAGGUCAAUCCCUCGAUAGCGCUUCGGAAGAAGGAUCCGGAAAGCAGCGGUCCCAGCACUCGGCCGAAACCAGAAACAACACAGCGCAGUCCCAUGCCAACACUUACCCCGGUGGCGGAUCCGCCGAGCGAUGAGCCCCAGAGCGAGGAGCCACAGAGCGAGGAGCCGCCAGAGAUGGAGUCCACUUCCAGCGCCGACCAGGCGAGUGAUGAUGACACAGACUACAGGCUGUUCCCGGAGAUCCACGACCGCCAGCCACUGCUGCCCACGUUCGCCGACAUCUUCGGCCAGCCCUCGUACGGAUUCGGGUUCCAGCGGGAGGAGACACCCCCGACCUCAGCAGACCCCACUCCCAGCACCACGAAAUCUAAGCCGGGGGGAGGCGGUAGCGGCAGCAGCGGCGCCGCCAGCUGCAGCACCAAGAAUGCCAAUAGUGGUGGCGGAGGCACCGGAUCUGGCAGCAGCGGAACUAUGAACGCAUACCUAAGCGGAACCUCGAACUCUGACAUAAUGGGUAUCCAAAGCACGCCCGAUGGCCGCUUUACCAAUAUACCCGCUUCCAUGCUGGGCGAUCGAUUCGGGAUGACCGGACUACUGGCCGCCAUACGAUCCACCCAAACUGAUCCGAGCGCCACGCAGCUGGCCUUCGGUGAGGAUCUGACGACUUACGGCUUAGACCUGGCCGCCCAGGGUGAUAUAUAUGUGCACUUCAACGGUCCGUUUACCCAGGACCCGCCCGAACGCAGCUCCAUGGACUGCGCCCUCGAGAUGGGCAUGCGCGCCAUGCGCGACGCCAUGAUUAUGCAUCCCACUCAGCCACCCGUCUGGGACCCGUACCAGCCGGAGACCGGGCAUUUGGGCCUUGUGGGUGGCGGUGGCAAGGACGGAAGCAUGGAUACGGAUCCCGACACGGACCCCCCACCGAAAAUCCCGACACCGGAUCCAGUCAACGUUGCUCCGAUGCGCGAGCGCGGUCGUGAGCGUGACCGUGACCGGAAGAGGGACCGCAAGAGGGAGCCCGCGAAGGAGAGGCCCAGGCCCAAAUAGGAUCGCAGUCAGGCGGUUGGAGAGUUCAUCGAAAAAACUUGGUAAAAUUUUGUAAUCUUCGUGAAUGUCUAGCCCUUCCAUACGAGAAGAUGUUUGGGCAAAUAUAUCUGCUUUGAGUCAUAAGAUUAAAUAAUUUGUUU
Drosophila ananassae is the source of this 1425-nucleotide messenger RNA. RefSeq lists its product as uncharacterized. Bases 212 to 1285 code for a protein of 357 amino acids. Lineage: Eukaryota; Metazoa; Arthropoda; Insecta; Diptera; Drosophilidae. The transcript has a single exon. The record is from RefSeq and is a predicted model, not a curated record.